AUGAGGGAAGUAGGCUUUUGGUGCUCUGAGCAAGCUGUUUCAAGCAAUAAAGCACUUAGUGCAAACCGUCCGAAUCCUCUUCAGCUUAUUGAUGACAUCUGGUUUACUCAAAGUGAUCCUGUUGUGCUGCAGAAGAUCGAGGGGUACCUCACUCGAGCUUUCGUCGAAAGUCAUGAAUUUGCCUACAGCUUCUGUCGGUUCUCGUCCUGCUCGUUGGCGCUAGAGCAGCCCCAAGUUAUGGGCGCCUGCACUAUGACCGACGGGAGUUACUGCUGGCCUGAGGGAUACUGGCACUACAUUUAUCACCACCACGUGAAACCUCCACAGGAAUUCCUAGAUCACCUGUUGGACAGGUAUGACGCGAUGGUCGAGAUGACAAGAAGGACCAGGAACGAGAAAAAACUACUACUGUGGGACUGCAUUGAGCGCAAAGCCGUUGAAAUGCCCUACGCCAUGCAAGAAUGGAUUACAAGCUACACAACCAUUCAAGUUGACACGUGGCCACAAUGGCGAUGA
Messenger RNA from Peronospora matthiolae, 516 nucleotides. NCBI's taxonomy places the organism in Eukaryota, Oomycota, Peronosporomycetes, Peronosporales, Peronosporaceae. The record is from the annotation of a GenBank genome assembly.